Lagopus leucura (white-tailed ptarmigan) is the source of this 984-nucleotide messenger RNA. RefSeq names its product caspase recruitment domain family member 19 (gene CARD19). Bases 93 to 650 code for a protein of 185 amino acids. The record is from RefSeq and is a predicted model, not a curated record. NCBI's taxonomy places the organism in Eukaryota, Metazoa, Chordata, Aves, Galliformes, Phasianidae. The transcript has 6 exons. Gene Ontology annotation, biological process: regulation of apoptotic process. Gene Ontology annotation, cellular component: mitochondrion.
CUCUGCAGCUCCCCCCCCCGGCUUUUCCUUUCGCUUCGAGGCCGCCCUGACCUCGGCGCAAGGAGAGAUCCGUUCCGCGCCGCCCAUGGGCCAUGCUCUACCGGAGCCAUCAGUCGUAUUGUCACCGGCUGCAACACGACAUGUAUUUUCUUACAAGCAAUAGCCGACUGAAUGAGCAAGUGGUUGAUAAAAUUAUUCUUCAGCUUAACAGAGUCUACCCCCAAAUUCUUACCAAUACAGAAGCGGAAAAGUUCAGGAAUCCAAAGGCAUCACUCCAUACCAGGCUCUCAGAUCUGAUAAAGCACCUUCUUAAGAAAGGAGAGAGACACUGUCAGGAAUUUUACAGGGCUUUACAGAUCAAUGCUGAACAGCUCUAUAAUGACCUGCCAAGCAGGAAAAUCUUGAAAACCACAGAUUCCGCAGAGAUAGACACUGACAAGGAGAAAUGUAUGCUAAAUGACAGGGGCCCAGUGUUUUUCCUCGCCUGUUUCAGUGCAGCAGCAGGAUUUGCCUUAUUUUGGUAUUGCUGUAACUCAGAUGCAAAAGUAAUAGGAAGAUCCAGGAGAAUCUUGGGUUUUUCUCCUAUUAUCAUAGGAAGACAUGUUAGAAAAAUUUGUAUGCUGUAUUUGGAAGACAUCUCAAGAAACUGAGGAAAAGCUGCCUCUUCGCUUAGACAUCUGUACAGUGUGUCUGCCAAGGGAAGACAACGGUGCAUGAAUAUUAAUGUACUAUACUCUCAUACCAAAGAUUUUAUUAACUAGUUUCAUCAAUAAUUGUGUUGCCUCAAGAUGUAUUUAGAUUUGCAGCUAUAUAUGUCCUUCCUUGUGGGAAUGGACCAUUUAUUUUUGUAAAUGCUUAUUUUAAAAUAUUUAUCAUUUGGAUAAAAGUAUUUUUAACACAAACUCUGAAACGAUAUCCUAUCUGAUCACGGGUUUGCAUAUGUGUAUUUUAUACUGGAAUGAAGGAACACAACUGUUUAACGAA